Mercenaria mercenaria is the source of this 569-nucleotide messenger RNA. Its product is annotated as ER membrane protein complex subunit 5-like. The coding region runs from base 14 to 331 and encodes 105 amino acids. Gene Ontology annotation, cellular component: EMC complex; plasma membrane; early endosome. Lineage: Eukaryota; Metazoa; Mollusca; Bivalvia; Venerida; Veneridae. The record is from RefSeq and is a predicted model, not a curated record. The transcript has 4 exons.
CACAAAUGUGAACAUGAGUUUUUACAAGCUUUGUGUCGCUGUGGGAUUAUUAGCCCUUUUACAUGCAGCAUAUUCAGCAGCACAACACCGAUCCUACCUGCGCCUUACAGAACAGGAAUUUACAAGUCUGCCCUGGGAUAUACUUAUACAGUGUUUACUGUCUCUGUUACUUGUAAUACAUGGAGUUGUACAUAUAGCCGGAUCAUUCCGUGAGAUACGUGCCAGUGCAGAUCUGGAUCAUAAAACCUGGGAUAUGCUUGGAAACAGACAAGGAUUUUUAUCAUUUAACCAUCGAGGGAAAGCUUUAUACAGGGAAUCUGCCGGAGAAUGAACCAUGCACAUCAUUAUAAACUUUUGACACUUGACUGUGUUCCAUCUUUUGAUAAGGAAGUUAACUUUCUAGAAUUAUUGGGAAAGAAAGAACUGCAAGGAUUUGUGACACACCUCAUUUUGUAUCAGUCAAGGGUGUCAGAAUGCACAAGAUAUUGCUGUGUCGUGAGCAACAGAAAAGCUCCAUAAGAGAAUAAAGUAUGUAGGGGAAUCUAGAUGAAAUGUAAUGAAGAAAAAUA